AUGUCGUCCAAGCUGGAUGCCCCCAAACAAUUCAAGCAGCCUUCUCGCAAAGGCAAGAAGGCCUGGCGCAAAAAUGUGGACGUCACUGAGGUGCAGGAAGGCCUGCGUCUCCUGAAGGACGAAGAGAUCAAAGGUGGUGUUGUUGCUGAGAAGCCUUCCGAGGAACUGUUCACACUUGAUACUGUUGGAUCGGCGGAUGUGCGCAAAUCUAUUUCCAAGAGACACAAGACGCUCAAGGCCGACGAGAUUAUUGCUCAACGAUCUGCGAUCCCUGCUAUCGACUCUCGCAAGCGUACCAGCUCCAUUGUCACCGAUGGUGUUAUCGAGCCUAAGACCAAGAAGCACAAGAAGGAUUGGGUUAGCCAGAAAGAAUUGCAGCGCUUGAAGCAGGCCGCCCGGGAUGCGGACAUCACCAAGAAGGGCAGCAACGAUAUCUACGACCCCUGGGUGGAUGAAGCCGACGACUCCGCCCCUGUCGAGGAUCCCCGCUUCGACUUCUUGCCUAAGCCGAAGGCCAAGGUCGCCCCCGAGACUUUGAAACAUGCACCCAUUUCUCUUGCCGCCAACGGAAAGCCUAUCCCCUCCGUGAUCAUGCCCCGGGGUGGAGCUAGUUACAACCCUCAAUUCGAAGAAUGGGACCGUCUUAUCCAAGAGUAUGGCCAGGAGGCCGUCGAGACUGAGAAGCAACGUCUCGAGGAGGAAUUGAAAGAGGCUGAGAAGCAACGCCUAAUAGAGGCCGCCGAGGGUGACGACGGCGAAGUCAAGUCCGACGACGAAAGUGCCUGGGAGGGUUUCGAAAGCGAAUACGAGAAGCCCGAGUGGCUGAACAAGAAGCGACCCGAGAGAAAGUCUAAGACGCAGCGUAACAAGAUUAAGCGACGCAAGGAAGCCGAGAGGCAAGCGAAGUGGGAAGAGAAGAAGGCGAAGAGAGAGGCACAGCUUGAGAAGGCGCAAGAACUUACCGAGAAUGCCGAUCAGAAGGCUGAAGAGUCCGAUGCGGAUGAUUCGGACGAGGACGAGGGAGAUGAGAUGAAGCUGCGACGGAAGCCUUUGGGCGGCAAGCUUGCUGCCCCCAACAAGCGUCUGGAGCUGGUUCUCCCCGAUGAAUUGCAGGAUUCUCUCCGUCUAUUGAAGCCGGAGGGUAACCUGUUGGACGAUCGAUUCCGCACGAUGAUCAUCCAGGGCAGACUCGAGGCUCGUAAGCCCGUGAGCCAGGCCAAGAAGGCCAAGAGAAAGGUCACAGAGAAAUGGAUGUCUAAGGACUUCUCGAUCCCCGGCCUGUUUUGA
This is a messenger RNA of Penicillium atrosanguineum, 1287 nucleotides long. Its product is annotated as ribosome biogenesis protein NOP53. Gene Ontology annotation, biological process: ribosomal large subunit assembly; rRNA processing. Gene Ontology annotation, cellular component: nucleolus. The transcript is spliced from 3 exons. Lineage: Eukaryota; Fungi; Ascomycota; Eurotiomycetes; Eurotiales; Aspergillaceae. The record is from RefSeq and is a predicted model, not a curated record. Gene Ontology annotation, molecular function: 5S rRNA binding. Bases 1 to 1287 code for a protein of 428 amino acids.